CCCGUUUUCUGCCGCGUGCGGCCGCAGUAAAAGCCCACGCAGCAGCAUCAUCAUCAUCAUCAUCAUCAUCCUCAUCCUCAUGCGCGCGCCCUGUUUGAAAAAAUACAUACAGAGGCAGCUCGUGCGGCAGACACAGGGACGUCAGCGCGAGCGGAACCAGAUUCAGAACAGACAGCAGAACUAUGGACUAGAAGUGUUCUUUCUCCCUCCGGUGACUGCAGCUCAACGCGGAUCUUUAAACGGCUGCGAUGACGACGACCACCACAAACAACAAUAACAACAACAACAACAGCAGCACAGGAGGCGUGAUCUCCUACGUGGGUUCCUGCGGAGGCUCUCCGAACAGAACCAGCCCGGUCUCCAUGUACAGCGAGAACUCCAACUCCCAGCCGUGCUUCACCUCCUCUUCCACUCCGCCCUUCCUCAGCAGCAGCAGCAGCAGCAGCAGCAGCAGCUCGGGGUCGGCGGGAGAUGACGGCUCCUCCUCUGCCUCCUCCUCGGCGGGAGGCUCUCCCCGCGGGCGGGACGACGGCGGCGGCUCCCUGAGGGCGUCGCCCACCAAGUCGGUGGCCAGCUUGAGCAAGCUGAGCGGCUUGAUGCUGCUGUGUAAAGUGUGCGGAGACGUGGCCUCGGGCUUCCACUACGGAGUCCACGCCUGCGAAGGCUGCAAGGGGUUCUUCCGCCGCAGCAUCCAGCAGAACAUCCAGUACAAGAAGUGCGUGAAGAACGAGAGCUGCACCAUCAUGAGGAUCAACCGGAACCGCUGCCAGCAGUGCCGCUUCAAGAAGUGUCUGUCGGUGGGCAUGAGCCGCGACGCCGUUCGCUUCGGCCGCAUCCCGAAGCGGGAGAAGCAGAGGAUGUUGGCAGAGAUGCAGAGCGCCAUGAACAACAUGGUGAACGACCAGCUGCAGAGCGACUUCCAGCACGCCAGCCUGUCUUCGUCCUCCUCGCCGCCGUCGUCGUCCCCCUCCUCCUCCUCCCCGUGCCGGGGGGUCACCAUCGCUGCGCAGCCUCAGCCCCCGGCGCUCCCCCUCACGCCGUCGUCCCCCUCGCCUCCGGCGCCGGCCUCCUCUUCCUCCCCUCCCCCUCCCCCGCCCACUCUCCUGGCCCCGCCCCUCUGUCAGAGCCCCUCCUCCCUGUCCCCGUCCCCGCCCCCCAGCCCCGGCGUGGACUCCACGAUCAGCGCCAUCGCCCGCGCUCACCGGGAGACCUUCCUGUACGCCAACGACAAGCUGUCCCCCCCCGCCGAGCAGAACAACCACCACCGCAACGGGGGGGCGGAGCUUCGGAGGCCCAACCACUGCCCCAACGGUUUCCAUGCCAACGGCCUUAACACCAUCUAUCGCCAUAACAACAACGUCAGCGCCGAGUGCUACCUGACGUCUGAGCAGCGCAACACCAUGCACCAUCACCAUGGCAACGGGAGGCGGGUCCCGCACCACAGUAAUCUGAUCGGGGGCAUCCGAUUGGCCGAUCAGGCGGCUCAGGGGCAGAGCUCUGCCGUGAAGAACCACAGGGACAUCGUCCUGGCUUGUCCAAUGAACAUGCAGCCGCACGCCGACCCGUCCAGGAGCCCGCAGGAGAUCUGGGAGGACUUCUCACUCUCCUUCACACCUGCCGUGCGCGAAGUGGUGGAGUUCGCCAAACACAUCCCAGGAUUCAACACGCUGACGCAGAGCGACCAGGUCACGCUGCUGAAGGCCGGCACCUUCGAGGUCCUGAUGGUUCGCUUCGCGUCUCUGUUCAACGUCAAAGAGCAAACGGUGACCUUCAUCUCGGGCGCCACCUACGGCCUGCAGGAGCUGCGAGCGAUGGGCAUGAGCCAGCUGCUGGGCGCCAUGUUCGACUUCAGCCACAAGCUGGCGGCCCUGGAGCUGAACGCCGACGAGCUGAGCCUUUUCACCGCCGUGGUGCUGGUUUCUGCAGACCGCUCGGGCAUCGAGGAUGUGGCGUCCGUGGAGAGCCUUCAGGAGAACCUGAUCCGAACUCUGCGCCUGUUGGUCAACAAGUCGGCCGUCGCCCCCGGCAACAACCACGGCGGCGUGGACUCGCCGCGCUUCACCAAGCUGCUGCUGAAGCUGGCCGACCUGCGGACGCUCAACAACAUGCACUCCGAGAAGCUGCUGUCCUUCCGUAUCGAUGCCUGAAUGAGCGCAGCGGUCAGCUCCGCCUGCUCGGGUCCAGUUUCACGUUUCCGUUACGUGAAAUCUUCAUGAACGACUCAGAGACUUCAAAACGUGAACGCUGACGGUGAAGAAAGCAGGAUUCACCAUAAAUCUCUUCCAGGAGGAUGAACCACGUCCGCAACUUCCACACCAACUAACCCGAACAGCACCAGCCAAUCAGAGACGCGGCAGCGGCUCCGCCCACCGGCGAAGGGGCAAAGAGCGGCUGCUGUGAUCCAGAUGUUUGUACAGAUGAUGUAAAUAUUAUUCAGACUUUAGACAAAGUGUACGAAGUGAAUCCAGCGGUAUUUUAAUCUGUGUGCUCUGUUGUAAAGACUGUAAAGACGAUAUAAAUGUAUAAAUAUAUAAAUAUGCAGA
Messenger RNA from Salarias fasciatus (jewelled blenny), 2543 nucleotides. RefSeq names its product nuclear receptor subfamily 1, group d, member 1 (gene nr1d1). Gene Ontology annotation, molecular function: RNA polymerase II cis-regulatory region sequence-specific DNA binding; nuclear receptor activity; zinc ion binding. The coding region runs from base 249 to 2147 and encodes 632 amino acids. The transcript is spliced from 8 exons. Gene Ontology annotation, biological process: positive regulation of transcription by RNA polymerase II; cell differentiation; negative regulation of transcription by RNA polymerase II. The record is from RefSeq and is a predicted model, not a curated record. Lineage: Eukaryota; Metazoa; Chordata; Actinopteri; Blenniiformes; Blenniidae.